UUAGAUUUUAGAUCUAUUAGUUGCAUAUUGAGAAAUAUAGACAUAUUUAAUUCUAUCGAAAAUUUAUUUUUAUACAUUUUUUAAGAGUAGAAGUAUCAAACAAUGGCAUAUAUGAGAUAAAAAUGCAAAACAUAAUUUGGAAUACUUGUUAAUGGUUAUCAAUGAUCAGAGAAGCUGCUUGUCAUUUCUUAUACAUAAUUUUACAUUUAAUAUGUUAGUUUGAGUGACAAGGAUAUGGCUGAAGAAAAGAAAACAUGUGAAACCUUGGAAAAGAUAAAUGCAACAAUAGCACAACGUGUGGAUUAUUUAUUGCCAGGAACAUCAAAAGCAUCGCAAUUCGAGAAGAAGCCAAAAUUAAUACAAGAGUCUUCAUGGACAAAAACUGUUCCAUACAAACACUGGCACAGUUACGUAAAACCUACUGAUAGUAUAGGCAGUAUCUUUACACCUGAAGCAUACCAUCGGCCCAGAAUCUUGAAACGCGAAGUCAAACCUGCACAAUGGUAUCCUCUCAAUACUGAUAAAGUGCUUGCGACUCCACCUCUUAUUCUUAUAGAACGACACAAAGAAGUUCAACAAAAAAUUGUUGCUACAACAAAGAAGAAACAUGAUUCUCUGCCUGAAAAUAUAGUUAGUUUGAGAGAUUUAGUAGACGGCACGUGGUUGCGAAAAAAGAGUCGCAAGAGGAAAGCCUUAAAAAAGAAAGAGUUGUCAAUACAUGAAGGGAGGAUAAUGAAAAGAAAAUUGGAUCGGGAGAUUAUACCUUAUGUCGAAGCAGAAAUUCCGAAAUCCAUCGAAGAACAAUUGACCGAAUUAAUAACGACAGUUGAUAAGGAACAAAGACAAAUAGUUACAGCCGAGGAUGUUGCUAAAUUAGUUUAUCUCAGAGAUUACUGCAUAAGCGAUCAUCAUUUACAACCAUAUGAUUAUGCUAAUAUUGAUGCAGCAAAAAGACAUAUCGUUGGUAAAUUGCGAGAACGUGAAGAUUUUGAUAAGAUAAUGAAAAAUUUGGAACCGGAAAUAAUCAAUGAUUAUAAACAAAGUCUUCGUUCCGCGAUAGUGGAUUAUAUUCUAAUGGAUUCCGAUGAACGGAAACGUUUAUCUAUCAAGAUCCUGCCUAUCGAAUUUCCCGUUUUGUGCAUACGCUCACCAGUACCUUGGCAUCAAUCCAAAGUUACAGCAGGUCAUUUAAUGCGACACUGUCUUUUUAUCGGAAAUACGAUAUUGAGGGACAUCCGCGAUUUAUGGUUUUCAAAGUAUCGUCAAAUAAGAAUUAUUCGCACGCAAGAUUUUGGCACAUUUCCCGUUCCAGCUGCGGAAAUUGAACCGAAAUUGAAUGCCCUGUGCUCCGCUGCCACCGAUGUUUUCGUUAAAGAAUGGUUGGCCGACGUGGCAGAAAUCUUUCUCGAGAAGAAAUACGCUUGGUCGCAAUACUUCGAGAUGCGGCCAGAUGCUUCUACCGCAAUGAUCGAGAAAUAUUUUCGCAGCGUCAAUUCCUUAUUAUCAAAGCAACUGCGAAUUAUAAUAUUGGAAACGCUGGAAGACUUCAGAGACUUCUUCAUGCGAUACAAAGCUGGCAAUGCGUUCGAAGGAGAUUACAAAGACCUCAUGUUUCUUGAAACUCCUUUCAUAACAGUGAAAGUGGAACCACAACUUUUUACGACGAAUCUACGCUGUAUCCCGAGCAUCCUGGAAUUGCACACUAUGAUUUCACGAUGUUUGAACAAGAUCAUUGAAGUGGGCGCUACAGUACCUAAGAUUGAAACUCUUUUAUUUCCGGAAUUAAAGCAGACAAAUUAUCUAUUCCCCAUUUCGCGCUUUGAAGAUAGGGUAUUGAGUAUUAUCAGCGAUGUAUUGGACGUAGUCGCUAAGCAUUUAUUUGGUCCCGAUAAUUAUCUCAAAUGUUACGAGAACUUGCUGUAUAUUACGAGCGGAAUAGCUGAAAAAAAAUUGGAUAAUUUUUUUCAAAUCGAACCUGUACCAUUGUUGCGAGAGUUUGAGCACCAGAUAAAAGCAUAUGACGCUGUGCGAAAAGAGAUUUCUAUGUUUCGAUGUAAAAUUCCACUGAACAUGAUCGAAAUCGAUUGCAGUAUCGUGAAUGAUACAAUGAGAGAAAUUCUGUAUACGCUUCGAAGUAGAAUAUGCAAUUUCUUUGCGGAAGAGCUACGAAUCAACAAUCGCGAAUUAUGCUCGACCUUUGAUGAGAUAGCAGAGAAUAUCUCGAAGAUGCCAGAAACAACGCAGCAAGUGGUUGAACUGUACAAUUAUCUGUGCGAAAGUCGUGAUACAACGAUGUUCAAUUUGAAAAGACAGUUAGCUCGUUCAAUCGAGCUAACAUUGUUUCUCUUCGAUCACCAGCCACUUUCAGACGAGGACAUUCAUUUAAACUCGCGUGCCAUUACUUGGCCGAAGGAAAUGGAAAUUGUGAUGGAACUGGCAAGCAACAGAUUGAUUAUGAGAAAAGAUUUCUUGGAAACGCUGCUUCGCACGAGACGAGACACCUUCGAGAAAAAGAUAAUUACGAUGCAACUAGUAAUCGAGAAGUUUAAACGGAAAGAUCCGCCGGUUCUUACGAUGGAAGAAAUGGAAGAGGCCGUGGAGGAGAUCGAACAUAUCUCCGCGACCAUGGUAGAGAUACGUAAAGAAGCCGAGGAGAUCAACGAAGAGGAAGGGUUGCUUGAUAUAGAGCUGAGCCCAUACAUAGAGUUGCCGAUCAUGUCUAGUACAGUGGAUACCUUUGACAAACUUUGGCACACUGCUUUAGAUUUCCACCGAAAUUAUGAUAAAUGGUUCUACGGUUCAUUCAUAGGUUUAGACGCCGAUCAAAUACGUGAUGAAACCGAAAACACAUGGCGAAUUCUGUACAAAUUGUCGCGCGUGCUUACAGAGGUGCCUGGUGCGAGGCGUGUUGCCGAAAUAGUGCGCGGUAAAGUGGAAAAGUUCCGACAAUUUAUCCCAGUAUUGCAAAUUAUCUGUACGCCGGGAUUACAAGCCCGACAUUGGGAAGCAAUCAGCAAAAUUGUUGACGUUACAAUAAUACCAACGGACAUUAGCAAUCUAUCGGAGAUGAUAGAAUAUGGUUUACUCGCUUACAUCGCUAAGUUGGAAGAAAUAGCUUCUAUAGCUACAAAGGAGUACACUUUACAACGAAAUUUGCAGAAGAUGAAAAAAGAAUGGGAAGAAAUAUAUUUCGAAUUAAUUCUUUAUCGCGAGACCGGCGUAGCCAUAUUAACCGCCGUGGAUGACAUACAGAUGUUACUGGAUGAUCAUCUAUUAAAGGCACAAACCAUACGCAGUUCGCCUUUCGCGAAGGCGUUUGAAGAGGAAAUGCAACAGUGGGAAGAGAAACUGAUAAUGAUGCAAGACAUCAUUGAUCAGUGGCUGCUUUGUCAGGCUACAUGGAUGUACUUGGAGCCCAUAUUUAGCAGUGAGGAUAUCAUGCGUCAGAUGCCAACCGAAGCGAGAAAUUUCCGUAAAAUUGAUAAAAUCUGGCGCAACAUCAUGUUGUAUGUCUUGGAUAAUAAACGCGUGAUCGAUGCUACCGCAAUGCCGAACAUGCUGCAAGAAUUCAAGCUCUGCAACUUAUUGCUUGAGGAGAUUCAGAAGGGUCUGAGCGAUUAUUUAGAGAAGAAGCGUCUGUUCUUCUCACGAUUCUUCUUCUUGUCGAACGACGAACUUUUAGAAAUAUUAUCCGAAACGAAAGAUCCGCAGCGAGUUCAACCUCAUUUGCGAAAGUGUUUUGAGGGUAUCAGUAAACUCCGCUUUACCAAAGAAGAGGAGAUUAUUGGCAUGCUGUCGGCUGAAGAUGAAUACGUGCCUUUGAGCGGUAAAAUUUACCCUGCUGAUGCAAAAGGUAUGGUUGAAAGAUGGUUGUGCCAAGUAGAGGAACUCAUGGUAAUCUCAAUGCGCGACAUAGCUGAAGAGAGUUUAAUGUCUUACUUUGAGACUAUGCGCGAAGAAUGGGUGCUUGCGUGGCCCGGUCAAAUUGUUAUUUGCUGCAGUCAGAUACAUUGGACCAGCGAGGUGUACGAAUCUUUCGAGGAUAAUGCUACAGCGAGCUACUUGCACAAAUGCACCGAUCAGAUAGAAGAUAUCGUAGAACUUGUAAAGGGUAAAUUGGAACCUGGCGCCAGGAUAACAAUAAAUGCUUUAAUAGUAAUAGACGUGCAUGCUCGAGAUGUAGUGAAGUUGCUGGUUGAUAAGCAAGUAGAUAAUCCUUUGGACUUUAAUUGGAUAGCACAGCUGCGCUAUUAUUGGCUGGACGACUGUAUCACUGUCUCUAUGAUUACGACUCACGUCAUAUAUGCCUUCGAGUAUCUCGGCAACACGUCUAGGUUGGUAAUCACGCCGUUGACGGACCGAUGCUAUAGGACUUUGAUGGGUGCAUUGAAGCUGAAUCUUGGUGGCUCGCCAGAGGGACCUGCAGGUACUGGCAAAACAGAAACAGCCAAGGAUCUCGCUAAGGCCGUGGCUAAGCAAUGUGUCGUGUUCAACUGUUCCGAAGGAUUAGAUUUCAAAGCGAUGGGCAAGUUUUUUAAAGGUAUCGCUCAAUCAGGAGCCUGGGCAUGUUUUGACGAGUUCAACAGAAUCGACUUGGAAGUGCUAUCUGUGAUCGCGCAACAGAUUUUGUCGAUACAAUUGGCUAUAAGUAUGAAAUUGGAUAAAUUUAUAUUUGAAGGCACCGAAUUGAAACUAAAUCCUACUUGCAACGUGAUCAUAACGAUGAAUCCGGGCUAUGCCGGUCGGCAAGAACUGCCGGACAAUCUAAAAGCCCUGUUCCGAACGGUGGCGAUGAUGGUGCCAGACUACGCCAUGAUUGGUGAGAUCACUUUGUACUCAUACGGCUUCACGGACGCCAAAAAUCUUGCGGAGAAAAUAGUUCAUACCUACAAAUUGUGCUCCGAGCAAUUGAGUUCACAAAAUCACUACGAUUAUGGCAUGCGAGCGGUUAAAACCGUGCUGAUAGCGGCUGGUAAUCUGAAACUUAAAUAUCCGACACGCAACGAGUCUAUUUUAGUCCUUCGCGCCAUUGUGGACGUCAAUCUGCCCAAAUUUCUGCAUCAGGACGUUUUUCUUUUUAACGGCAUUUACACAGAUCUCUUCCCGGGCGUGGACCUGCCUCGUCCGGAACGUGACGAAUUGAUAGAUAUGCUUAAGGUGAAUCUGGAAAAACGGAAUCUACAGGCUGCUGAUUGGUACGUGGAGAAGAUCGUACAGAUCUACGAAAUGAUACUCGUACGACAUGGCUUGAUGAUCGUUGGCAAGGCUUUGGGCGGAAAGACUCAGUCUUAUCAAACAUUGGCCGAUGCUCUAAGGGAUCUAUCGGGUAUACGAAAAGCUACGAUGCGAGAAUAUCCUACGAUUUAUCGAGUAAUUAAUCCUAAGGCUAUCACGCUGAGCCAAUUGUACGGUAGUUUUGAUCCGUUGUCGUACGAAUGGACUGAUGGCGUAUUAGCUAAUACGUUUCGUGAAUAUGCACAAUCCGUUUCGUUGGAACGCAAAUGGAUCGUGUUUGAUGGUCCGGUGGAUGCGAUUUGGAUAGAGAGCAUGAACACCGUAUUGGACGACAACAAAAAACUCUGUUUAAUGUCCGGCGAAAUUAUACAGAUGUCCAUCAAGAUGAGCAUGCUAUUCGAGCCGGCCGAUCUUGAGCACGCCUCACCAGCCACUGUUAGUAGAUGCGGCAUGAUUUAUAUGGAGCCUUCUCAAUUGGGUUGGCCAUCUCUUUUUGAAUCCUACAAAAAGUAUCUCAAGGAAAAAUUAUUAUUUGAACAGUAUGAACUUAUUAUCGAAUUGAUCGAAUGGUUGACCAAGCCAAUAUUGCAUUUUAUUCAUUAUAAUUGUAAGACUUUUAUCGAUAUGUCGGAGAUGCAUAUGUUUUUGUCUUUUACAAGAGUAUUCAGUAUGAUGUUAGCAGAGGAAACACAAGUGAGCACAGUGUGGCUUCAGUGCGUAUUACUCUUCAGCAUGGUUUGGGGCAUGUGCUCAACAUUAAUUAGCGACAGUAGAAAAAUUUUUGAUGUAUAUCUACGAAAACUGUUACUUGGUAAUAUCGACGAAUAUCCUAAGCCCAAGGUAUUCAAGCUGACAAAGCAACAAAUCUUCCCCGACAAAGGUACAGUGUAUGAUUGGAUUUACGACAAAAGAAACAAUGGCUGCUGGAUAUCUUGGAUGGAUAUUAUACAGCAGGCACCUUUAUCACCAACAGCGAAGGCCAGCGAGCUGAUUAUCCAAACAACCGAGACAUCUAUUCAGCAUUUCUUCAUGAAACAAUUUUUGCACAGAGCAAUUCCGAUUUUGUUUGUGGGUCCAACGGGUACUGGCAAGUCCGUUAUCGUACUGAAUUAUCUCAUGUCAUUGUCUCGGGAGAAAUUUCUGGAGAAUAUUAUAAACUUUAGCGCUCGUACCAACGCGCCACUGACACAAGAGAUAGUCAUGUCGAAGUUGGAUAGAAGGAGAAAAGGGGUCUACGGUCCCGCCAUGGGAAAAAAGUGCGUAUUGUUUGUAGAUGAUCUCAGCAUGCCAAUAGUGGAAAUCUAUGGCGCUCAACCGCCAAUAGAAUUGCUUCGUCAAUGGAUAGAUCAUGGCUACUGGUUUGAUCCGAAGGAUACUUCGAUUCUAUAUCUGGUGGAUAUCUUGCUGAUCGCAGCUAUGCUACCACCUGGAGGUGGCUCGAAUAUCGUAACACCGAGAUUCAUUCGUCAUAUGCACGUGAUCGGCAUUGAUUCCUUUGAAGAAGCCACAAUGAGCAAGAUCUUUUCAUCGAUUCUCGAUUGGCACUUCGCAAAGGGCUUUGUCAUGGAGGUUUCACGGCUGAGUAAAAUGGUAGUGAACGCUACUAUGGAUGUGUUUCUUGCGGCCAUUAAAAAUUUUCUGCCGAUACCGUCAAAAAGUCAUUACAAAUUCAACUUGCGUGACUUUAGUCGAGUUAUUGGCGGUAUACUUCUCGUGCCGUCCGCUAGAUUGAAAGAUUCUGACAAACUCAUCAGGCUGUGGAUUCAUGAGGUAUAUCGAGUUUUUCAUGACAGACUAAUAGAUGAUACUGAUCGUGAGACAUUAUUUAAGAUGGUACGAUACACAUGCUACGAUCAAUUGCGCCAGCCGUUAGAGAAGGUGCUUGCCAGAUUGCUGAAACCGAAUGAGAAGAUAAUUACGAGUUCUCACAUUCGCAAUCUUUUCUUCGGCAAUUAUAUUGAACCCGAUGCCGAUCCAAAAAUCUACGAUGAGGUAAUAGAUCUGGAAGAUCUUCAAGAGAAGAUGGAUUACUAUCUGGCUGAAUAUAACGCGGUUUCGCAAACGCCAAUGAAUUUGGUGUUGUUUCGAUAUGCCAUCGAACAUAUUUCUCGCAUAUCUCGUGUACUACUACAGGAUAAUGGUCAUCUUCUGCUCGUUGGAGUGGGUGGUUCCGGUCGUAACUCUUGUGCUAAACUAGCGACUAACAUGUGCGAAUAUCUGAUACAACAAAUUGAAAUCACGAGAACUUAUGAAGUACCUGAAUGGCGAGAGGAUUUGAAGUACUUAUUACUGCGCGUUGGUUGUGAUGGCAAACCUACCGUUUUUAUUUUCGGCGAUCAUCAAAUCAAAGACGAGUCUUUUAUCGAGGAUAUCAACAUGAUUUUGAAUACUGCAGACCUGCCCAAUUUGUACGCGAUAGAGGAGAAGGCGGAGAUAUUGGAGAAAAUGAUGACUGUGGCGCGAGAAGUGAGCGGUAAAAAGGCGGAAACGUCACCGAUGGCGUUGUACAAUCUCUUCAUUGAUAGGAUCAAGAAAAAUCUUCAUAUAAUUUUAACAAUGUCACCAAUAGGCGAUGCAUUUCGAAAUCGUCUCAGGAUGUUUCCGUCGCUGAUCAAUUGCUGCACCAUAGAUUGGUAUACAUUGUGGCCGGAAGAUGCUCUCGAGAGAGUAGCCAGAAUAUCAUUGAGAGAUCUAGACAUUGGCUCAGAUCUGCGAGAGAAAUGUGUACAAAUUUGCAAAGAAUUUCAUACAAGUGUCUCAAUAACAAGCGAGGAUUAUUACUUGACAUACAACAGACGAUAUUAUGUGACACCCACGAGUUUCUUGCAGUUAAUCAAAUCCCUAUAUAGAUUAUACGGACAAAAGAUUGAACAGAUCACUAUUCAACAGAAUCGAUACGAGGCCGGUCUGGAAAAGCUGGAUUUUGCCGCCAGCCAGGUGGCGGUCAUGCAAGACGAGUUACAACAGUUGCAGCCCAAGUUAUUGGCGCAGUCACAACUGAGCGACAAAUUGAUGAUCCGAAUUGAACAGGACACCAUCAACGUAGAAGCGAAGAAAGAAAUCGUAGCAGCCGACGAGGCUUUAGCGAACGAAGCAGCAGCAGCUGCACAGGCCAUCAAAGAUGAUUGUGAGAGCGACUUGGCGGAAGCUACUCCAGCAUUAGAAGCUGCUCUGGCGGCAUUAGAUACCUUGAAGCCGGCAGACAUCUCGAUCGUGAAGGCAAUGAAGGCUCCGCCAGCUGGUGUUAGAUUGGUGAUGGAGGCAAUUUGUGUGCUGAAAGGCAUAAAGCCGGACCGAGUUCAGGAUCCGACUGGCCAAAUGAUAGAUGACUACUGGCCCGCGUCGAUCAGGUUAUUGGGCGACAUGAAGUUUUUGGAGAACCUGAAAAAUUUCGAUAAGGACAAUAUACCGCCCGCAUAUAUGAAGCGCAUUCGCGAAAAGUUCAUAAAUGAUCGAAGUUUCCAACCGGAGGCGAUUAAAAAGGUUUCUACUGCCUGCGAGGGUCUCUGCAAGUGGGUACGUGCCAUGGAAGUAUAUGAUCGCGUAAUUAAAGUCGUAGCACCAAAGAAAGCGAUGCUAGCAGAAGCCGAGGCCGCACUAGCCGCGCAAAUGGAAAUGCUGAACGAAAAGAGAGCUCUACUGCAAGAGGUAUCGCAGAAGCUGCAGACUCUAAACGAUGAGUUUGCCGAAUGUAUGCGCGAGAAGAAAAAGCUCGAAGAUCAGAUCGAUUAUUGCACACAGAAAUUAGACAGAGCGGAGAAGCUACUGGGCGGUUUGAGUGGCGAGAAGAAUAGAUGGAGCGAGGCUGCUAAUAAACUGGGCGCCAGCCUAUAUAACGUAAUCGGGGACGUUUUAUUAUCAUCUGGGAUGGUAGCUUAUCUAGGAGCAUUCACAGUGGAAUAUAGAAACAAACUGAUUAGCCAGUGGCACACUUCUUGCGUGAAAGCAGCUAUACCAUGUAGUGUCAAGUUUAAUCUAAUCGAUAUAUUGGGCGAAGCGAUAGAAAUUAGAAGUUGGACUAUUCAGGGGUUGCCGGCCGAUAAUUUCUCAGUGGAAAAUGGAAUAAUCGUAAAGCAUGCCGAUCGCUGGCCACUCAUGAUAGAUCCACAGAAUCAGGCGAAUAAAUGGGUAAAAAACAUGGAAAAACCAAACAAACUGGCAGUGAUCAAACUCACGGAUCCCAAUUAUGUAAGAGUGAUGGAGGUUUCUAUUCAAUUAGGAAUUCCAGUGCUGUUGGAGAAUAUUCUAGAAGAGAUAGAUGCGAUUUUAGAGCCUAUAUUGUUAAAGAGUGUAUAUAAGCAGCGUGGAGUAUUAUAUAUAAAAUUUGGUGAGUCCAUACUGGAUUACAAUCCAAAUUUUCGAUUCUACAUCACUACACGUCUUCGAAAUCCGCAUUACUUGCCCGAGAUUGCAGUGAAGGUAACUUUAUUAAAUUUUAUGAUUACACCUCAAGGUCUGCAGGAUCAAUUGUUAGGCAUAGUCGUAGCUAAAGAGCUACCGACUUUAGAGGAAAAGAAAAAUGAAUUAAUAGUGGAAGCAGCGAAUAACAGGAAAAUUUUGAAGGAAAUCGAGGAUAAGAUCUUGGAAGUUCUCAGAACAUCGGAAGGCAAUAUACUUGAAGAUGAGACCGCUAUUAAAAUACUCUCCACUUCAAAGGUGCUAUCAGAAGACAUUCAGGCGAAACAAGAGAUUGCGGUGAAAACUUCAGAAGAGAUAGAUGAAGCUCGUAAUGGCUAUCAACCAGUUUCAAAACAUGGAGCGGUUCUCUUUUUCUGCAUCUCCGAAUUGGCCAAUAUCGAUCCUAUGUACCAAUAUUCGCUUCCAUGGUUUCUGCAUCUAUAUGUCACGGCAAUAGUCCACAGUGAGCAAUCGGAUGAUCUGGAUGCACGAAUGAAAAAUCUCAAUUCAUACUUCACUGCGAGUAUUUAUAGAAAUGUAUGUCGAUCUCUGUUUGAAAAGGAUAAGUUGAUAUUUUCUUUGGUCCUCUGCGUCGGUCUGCUACGUGCUGCUCAAAAACUGGAGGAAGAUCUCUGGGUAUUUUUAUUAACGGGCGGAAUAGCUUUCGACAAUCCUUAUCCCAAUCCUGACCCCUCAUGGUUAUCCGACAAAUCCUGGUCCGAAGUCGUGAGAGCUAGCCUCCUACCGGGUCUCGAAAAAUUAAAAACGUCCUUCCAAUCCAACAUAUCACAGUGGAAAACGUAUUAUGAUUUAUUGAAUCCGCAGGAUCAUUCAUUUCCACCUCCCUUCGAGCAUGAGACCGAGAGUUUGAGGAAACUCGUGAUUCUGAGAUGCGUGAGGCCGGACAAAAUGGUCGCUGCUGUUCAAGCAUUCGUCAUUCAUUAUAUGGGCACGCCGUUCAUGGAACCGCCGCCAUUUGAUCUCCAGAGCUCGUACGACGACUCGAGCAAUGUCACGCCGCUCAUCUUUGUACUCUCACCCGCUGCGGAUCCGAUGGCUAGUCUGAUAAAGUUCGCCGAGGAUCGUGGAAUUUCAAAGAAGAAUCUCAUGACAAUAUCGCUGGGUCAAGGCCAAGGCCCCAUCGCGACUAGCAUGAUUGAGAGAGGUAUUAAAAGCGGAGAAUGGGUUAUUCUGCAAAACUGCCAUCUCGCUAUUUCAUGGAUGAAGGAUCUUGAUCGGAUAUGCGACGAGAUCAUUGUACCCGAGAACACGCAUCAUGAUUUUCGGCUAUGGCUGACUAGUUAUCCGUCCAAAGGAUUCCCGGUAUCCAUAUUACAAAACGGCGUCAAGAUGACGAACGAACCACCGAAAGGGUUGAAGAACAAUCUGCUGCGAAGUUAUCUGAACGAUCCCAUAUCGGAUCUUAAAUUCUUUCGCCAGUGUACGAAAGUGGUGGAAUGGAGAAAAUUGCUAUUCUCUUUGUGCUUCUUCCACGCGGUGGUCCAGGAAAGACGAAGUUUUGGUCCACUUGGCUGGAACAUACCUUACGAAUUCAACGAGUCUGACUUACGCAUUAGUAUUCUACAAUUGCAACUAUUUUUAAAUGAUUACGAUGAAGUACCAUUCGACGCACUUAUUUAUCUGACGGGAGAAUGCAACUAUGGAGGAAGGGUGACCGAUGAUAAAGAUAGACGCUUGCUGAAUUCGUUGCUGAAGAAUUUUUAUAAUUUCGAUGUUAUUAUACAACCACGAUACCCUUUUUCUUCGAGCGGAAUUUAUCAUAUGCCAGACGAUACUGAUUACGAAGAAUGUCUACAAUAUAUUCGCAGUUUACCUAUCAAUCAAUUGCCGGAAGUCUUUGGUUUGCACGAGAAUGCAGACAUAGCGAAGGACGAUCGAGAAGCAAAGCAACUGUUGGCCGGCGCGCUUUUGACUCAGCCGCAAAUUAGCGGAGUAGGUGUCGAGAGAGACACGGAUGAAGUGGUUUUCGCUCUAGCCGAAGAGAUUCUAUCAAAGAUGCGACCGCCAUUCGAUAUUGAGUUUGUGUCUAAUAAAUAUCCAGUACUUUAUAUAAACAGUAUGAACACGGUAUUGCGUCAAGAACUUAUUAGAUUCAACGAGCUUACCGAUGUCAUCAAAGAAACAUUAAGCAAUGUGCAAAAAGCCAUCAGAGGACAGGUACUGAUGUCACCGGAAUUAGAGGAAGUCUAUGUUAGCAUGAGCAUCGGUAAAGUGCCGCUUGCUUGGGAUAGAAAGUCAUAUCCUAGCUUGAAGCCGCUCGGUAGUUAUGUGAACGAUCUGUUGGCGAGAUUGCAAUUUUUACAAAAUUGGAUCGACUACGAUGCACCAAAUGUGUUUUGGAUAUCCGGUUUCUUUUUCACGCAGUCGUUUCUUACGGCAGUGUUACAAAAUUACGCUCGCAAGCAUAAGAUACCAAUCGAUCAGCUGGAUUUCGAAUUCGAGAUCACUCCGUAUGAAUCAAGUGUGGACACUGCUCCCUCUUACGGGGUUUAUAUCAUCGGUCUUUUCCUGGAAGGAGCUCGAUGGAAUAGAGAGACGAGAUUAUUGGAUGAAUCUAAGCCUAAAAUAAUGUUCGAUGUGUUACCCAUUAUAUGGUUAAAACCUGGUAUAAAAAGUGAGUUCGAUAUAAAAGACGUCUAUCAUUGUCCAGUAUACAAGACGAGCGCUAGACGUGGUGUAUUAGCUACUACUGGACAUUCCUCCAAUUUUAUACUAUAUAUCUUGAUCCCAACGGAUAUCGAUGAAACACAUUGGAUUAUCAGAGGUGUGGCUGCUCUUUGUCAACUCGAUGAUUAAAAAUGAUAGGUAUGAAUUAUUGACAUGACAUUUCACACGACAAUGUAUGUAACAAUUAAUGUAGAAUUGAAUUAAUGAAGAGUGAAUUAUAUAGAAAUAUUUUAGAAAUCAAA
Molecule: messenger RNA, 12563 nt
Organism: Cataglyphis hispanica
Lineage: Eukaryota; Metazoa; Arthropoda; Insecta; Hymenoptera; Formicidae
Gene: Dnah3
Product: dynein axonemal heavy chain 3
Exons: 13
Coding region: 235-12450 (4071 amino acids)
Biological process (GO): microtubule-based movement
Cellular component (GO): dynein complex
Molecular function (GO): dynein light intermediate chain binding; ATP binding; minus-end-directed microtubule motor activity
Source: RefSeq, a predicted model, not a curated record